Molecule: messenger RNA, 2499 nt
Organism: Arachis stenosperma
Lineage: Eukaryota; Viridiplantae; Streptophyta; Magnoliopsida; Fabales; Fabaceae
Product: receptor-like protein 33
Exons: 1
Coding region: 8-2185 (725 amino acids)
Molecular function (GO): protein binding
Source: RefSeq, a predicted model, not a curated record
CGUAGACAUGUCUUCUAUCAGAAAAAUACCAGAUUCCAUAGGCCACUUGAAGUCUCUUAACCAACUACGGCUACGGAAUUGCCAAAUUGAUGGAUUAAUUCCUGUGUCUUUUUGGAAUCUCACUCAACUAACUCAUUUGGAACUUUUAGGAAACAGAUUUCAUGGUGAAAUUCCAUCUUUACUUUCAAACCUCAAACAUCUCACCUACUUAGAUCUUAGUUCUAAUAGUUUCAGUGGUCACAUCCCAGACGUGUUCGACAACUUCACUAAAUUACAUACCUUGCAACUUUCUUCUAACAGUCUAGGAGGCCAAUUGCCACCAUCACUUUUUCGUCUAUCCCAACUUAAUGUUCUAGAUUUGUCAUUGAAUAGCUUAGAAGGCCCAAUUCCAAGUAAGGAUACAAAACUCUCAAAAAUAACGUCCCUAAUUUUGUAUAAUAAUUCAUUAAAUGGGACAAUUCCAAAUUGGUGUUAUUCUUUGCCUUCAUUGAUAUUUCUAGAUCUUGGGCACAACCACCUCGUAGGACCGAUAGGAGAAUUCUCGACUUAUUCUAUGAAUUAUUUGGUUUUGUCUAAUAAUAAACUUCAAGGUAGUUUUCCAAAUUCAAUAUUUAAUUUUCAAAAUCUUACCACUUUAGAUUUAUCUUCAGCUAAUUUGAGUGGUCAUAUAGAUUUUCACCAAUUUUCAAAGCUCAAAUCUUUAAAUUUUCUUGAUCUAUCUCACAGUGCUUUUCUCUCUAUUAACCUAGACGACAAUGUUGACUAUUUUUUACCUUACCUUACCGUAUUAGGUUUAUCUUCGUGUAAGAUUACAAAAUUUCCUAAGUUCCUAGAAAGCAUUCAAGAUCUAUAUGUACUAGACCUUUCUGAUAACCAAAUUGAAGGGGUGAUUCCCAAAUGGUUUAAUGACAAGCUCUUGUACAAAUGGAAGAACAUGCAGUUCAUUGAUCUCAGUCUCAACAGGCUGCAAGGAAAUAUUCCAAUUCCAUCAUAUGGCACCUAUUAUUUCUCAGUUUCGAAGAACAACUUCACAGGAGGCAUUUCUUCAACAAUAUGCAAUGCAAGCUUCCUCAAUAUGCUAAUCCUGUCUCACAACAAUUUGACUGGCAAUAUUCCACAAUGUUUCGGAUCCUUUCCUUUGCUACAGGUGUUGGAUAUGCAAAUCAACAACCUUUAUGGAAGCAUACCUGGAAACUUCUCCAAGAAUAAUGCUUUUGAGACUAUAAAGUUGAAUGGCAACCAAUUAGAGGGACCAGUACCACAAUCGUUGGCUCAUUGCACAAAACUGGAAGUUCUAGACCUUGGUGACAAUAACAUAGAAGAUGUAUUUCCCAGUCAGCUAGAAGUUCUUCAGGAACUACAGGUACUCAGUUUGCGAAAUAACAAAUUUCAUGGUACCAUCACUAGUUUGAGUAUGAAGCAUCCAUUUCCAAAGUUGAAAAUUUUUGAUGUGUCUAAUAACAAAUUUAAUGGCCCUUUGCCAAUGCAAUACUUUCAAGAGUUUCAAGGAAUGAUGACGACUCUGAAUGAUAAUACUCAAGCUGAUAGUUUGGAGUAUAUGAGCACUAUUGCUAAUACCACCAGUGUACCAUAUAAUGACUCUGUUGUGAUCAUUAUGAAAGGUCAAGAGAGAGAAAUGUCAAGGAUAUUAACUAUUUUCACAACUAUAGACUUGUCAAAUAACUUGUUUGAAGGAAAAAUUCCACAAAUUCUUGGAGAAUUGAAUUUUCUCAAAGGGCUUAACCUUUCUCACAAUAAAAUCAGUGGUAACAUUCCACAAACUUUAGGUAAUUUGACAAGUUUAGAAUGGUUAGACCUCUCAUGGAACCAACUGAAAGGUGAAAUACCUCUGUCUUUGACAAAUUUGAAUUUUCUAUCUGUCUUGAACCUUUCGAAAAACCAGUUGGAGGGAGUGAUACCUAGAGGAAAACAGUUCAAUACAUUUCAAAAUGAUUCCUACAGAGGAAACUCAAUGCUUUGUGGAUUCCCUUUGUCAAAGUCAUGCGGUAAUGAUGAAGAACAACCACCUUCAGUAUUUGCUGAGGCAAAAGAAUCGUUAUUUGGGUGGAAGUCAGUAGUAGUGGGAUAUGCAUGUGGAGUGGUGUUUGGGACCUUCCUUGGAAGCUUGUUUAUCAAGACUGCGAAACCCUUGUGGCUUGCCAGACUUAUUUGUGGCUAUACUUAACAAAACAUGCACAAAAGAUCAGAGGCCAUGCAAAGCAUCAUGUUUUUUCCUUUUUUUUUUCUGUCAUGUGAAUUUUCUGUUUGUGGAAUAAAAUGUGUUAGAUAUCAAGCUUGUGAUUUAUCCAUGCUUACAUCAUUAUAGCUUCGUCAAGAUGUACCACCACUCUUACAAUGAAAUGAAUUGAGUUAUUUACUAAAGAAACUCUAUUUCUCUGUUUUUGUAGCGAGUGUCCUGAGAGUGAGAGAAAAAUGUAUAAUUAUGUUAUAUGAGUGGUUUAUGCGAGUGAUAUUGAUAUUGAAGAUAAUUAACUCAUG